Phyllostomus hastatus (greater spear-nosed bat) is the source of this 1477-nucleotide messenger RNA. It is a transcript of the gene RABIF, whose product is annotated as RAB interacting factor. NCBI's taxonomy places the organism in Eukaryota, Metazoa, Chordata, Mammalia, Chiroptera, Phyllostomidae. Gene Ontology annotation, cellular component: membrane; cytosol. Gene Ontology annotation, biological process: small GTPase-mediated signal transduction; post-Golgi vesicle-mediated transport. The record is from RefSeq and is a predicted model, not a curated record. Bases 17 to 628 code for a protein of 203 amino acids. The transcript has 2 exons. Gene Ontology annotation, molecular function: guanyl-nucleotide exchange factor activity; zinc ion binding.
CGCCGGCCUGGUGAGCAUGGAGAGGACUUGUCAGCGCCGGACGAUGACCCCGUCACAAAGCCGGCUGAUGGCGGACACUCCCGGGGCGCCGUGUGCGAGUGCGUGCCCGAGCGCAGUCCUGUCGGGCUCGGGGAAGCGGACGCCUGCGCAAAAGGCGGUGGCUGCCCGCUCCGCCCCUUCCGAGCCCCGCGCCGGCGCAGUCGUACAAGACCGAGCUGCGCCUGCGCGGUCCGAGUCCCAGACGGUGGCGGCGGCAAUGGAGCCCGCGGCGCCGCCGAGCGAGCUGGUGUCGGCGGAGGGCCGGAACCGGAAGGCGGUGCUGUGCCAGCGCUGCGGCUCGCGGGUGCUACAGCCGGGGACGGCACUCUUCUCCCGCCGGCAGCUGUUCCUGCCGUCCAUGAGAAAGAAGCCCGCCCUGGCCGAUGGCGGCAGUCCCGACGGCGACCUCCUGCAGGAGCACUGGCUGGUGGACGACAUGUUCACCUUCGAGAACGUGGGCUUCACCAAGGACGUGGGCAACAUCAAGUUCCUGGUCUGCGCAGACUGUGAAAUCGGGCCCAUCGGCUGGCAUUGCCUAGAUGACAAGAACAGUUUCUAUGUGGCCUUGGAGCGCGUGUCCCACGAGUAGCGGAGGGGAGGGGGCUCUGCUCCUCCGAGUAUAAGAGCUGCUUGUCCCCAGAGCCAGUGUGGGCUGGUGGAACAGUCCUGCUGCUACUUCUCUGCCCCAAUUACAGUGCCACGCGUCCGGCGGGCGUGCAGAGGCUGCAGAGGCUAACUGCCCGCCUCCUCGGCCUGCUCACUUUGCGCCACAGCGUCUCCUGGGCGCCCCUUCCCUCGGUUCUGGACCGGGGCGUUUCUCAGAUGUCCUGUCCUCCCAGCGCCCUGCUGGACUCUCCUUGACCCCAGGGCUCCCUGGGUUCCUGCUCCCGGAGAGCAAGCAGUCACCAGCCUUUUAGACAGAACAACACAUGACAAAGAUGCUCUUGAAACUCUCGUUCAAGACAGCGCACAGGUGUCAGAGUGACUGUUGUGUGGCUUCCUUUACCAUAAUUUAUUCUUUUUCAGAGGUUAGCAUUCACAAGCUUUUGUAUUUAAACCAUGAAUCAGGACCACUUUGGACACACCUCCUGUACCAGGUGUGAGGGCCUCUGCUCGGGGCUGGCGGGGUUGGAACUUUCCCGGGGCUUUCCCGGGCCUCCCGGCGCCGCAGAGAAGGAGGGGCGCAUGCAGGAGGGGCGGCCUUCUCUGCACGGGUCGGUGCUUCCUUUGCUCUCGGCAGAGACGCCUUGAUGGAACCUGCUGGGCCUGCCUCCCCCAGGGCAUCGGCUCCUGGGGGAUCUCCCCCGGCCCCGAACACAGACAGACAUUCCUCCAGCUGUGGGGCCGCUCUCUCGGAGCGGGCAGUGUCACAAACCUGUCUGACUUUCGCUGGGACUCUCCCCCAUUCUGUCCUUUCUCUUCUGAAGUGCGUCACCUG